Molecule: messenger RNA, 1218 nt
Organism: Solanum pennellii
Lineage: Eukaryota; Viridiplantae; Streptophyta; Magnoliopsida; Solanales; Solanaceae
Exons: 2
Coding region: 1-1218 (405 amino acids)
Molecular function (GO): nucleic acid binding; zinc ion binding
Source: RefSeq, a predicted model, not a curated record
AUGAGAGAAGGUGAAACUAUUCAUGAAAUGUUCACUAAACUGUCAUCAAUCACAAAUGAGUUGAGAAGUCUUGGAGAACCUAUUAGCAUGAGUAAGCAAGUCAGGAAAGUGCUUCGAAUUCUUCCCAAGUCGUGGGGAAGUAAGGUUGAUGCUAUUACUGAAGCAAAGGACCUGAAAGUGUUAACAAUGGUUGCUCUCAUUGGAAAUCUAAAGACUCAUGAGAUGAACCAAAGUCAUGAUCAGUCAAAGAAAGAAGACAAGAAAGAUAAGUCUUUGAUGCUGAAAUAUAGAUCUGAAGAGGACCCUAGUGAUGAUGAUGAUAUGGCUUACCUCAUCAAGAGGUUUCAGAAGAUUGUGAGGAAAAAGAAAGGUUUUAGAAAGGGAGCAAAUGUUCCUCGAACUGCCACUCAAAAUGAUACUUGUCACAAGUGUAGAAAAGCUGGACACUUUAUAAGAGAGUGUCCAUUACAUAAAGCCGAAAACAAAGAAUAUCAAAAACCAAGAGGUGAUAAAGAAAAGCAAAGGGACCUGGUACUCGAUAAGAAUGAUCGGAAAGUUGCUGCUGACUAUGUGGUCAAGAAAGCUCUUGCUGCAUGGGGAGAUUCUUCGAGUGACUCAGAAGAUCUCGACAAACCAAAUGAUGUGUCAAUGGUGGUGGUUUAUGAGGAGGAAACCAUAUUCAAUGAGAUGUUUGUUUUCAUGGCUCAUUCAGAGAAUGAAGAUGAUGAGGAUAAGGUAACUCUUCUUGAUAUGAAACAUGAUCUGAAUACCUAUUCUCUUAAAAAAUUGAGAACUUUAGCAAAUGUUAUGAUUGAUUCAGUGAUUGAGUUAACUUCUGAAAGAGAUAUUAUGAAUGCUGAGCUUGAAAGUUUAAAUGAAAAUAGAGAUAAAAUGGGUGAGAAAAUGUUGAAAAGUGAAGAUCAAAUGGUGAGUGAGAGGAGCAUCAGUCAAUGUUGGUACAUGGACAGUGGAUACUCUAAACAUAUGACUGGUGAUAUCAAAAAUUUCCUCUCACUCAAGGCACUUCAAAGUGGAGGUGUCUCUUUUGGUGAUGGAAAUAAGGGGUAUAUUUUAGGUGUUGGUAAAGUGGGAAAAUCGCUUCGGAGAUCCAUUGACAACGUGUAUCAUGUCAAUGGGUUGAAGUAUAAGCUUUUGAGUGUGUCUCAAAUUCGUGACAAAGGAAAUGAAGUAAAGUUUACAUCUGAGAAGUCACUGUAG